Molecule: messenger RNA, 276 nt
Organism: Symbiodinium sp. CCMP2456
Lineage: Eukaryota; Dinophyceae; Suessiales; Symbiodiniaceae
Source: the annotation of a GenBank genome assembly
GUGGUGCAAAGAGCAGACCCCACCUUCGACGAUGACCUCGAGCAUUGGCUGCGCCGGGCGCAUCACUGGCUCGCAAAGCCGAAGCAUGAGCGCAACUACUACCGGUUCAUGAGUCUUCCCAUGGAUUCUUCCAAGGAGGAUAUCAGGAAGCAGUAUCGACGCCUUUGUCUGCUCGCAGCCUCAGACACAACUUCCGGGGCUGUCGAAAACGAGAGGGAUGCUGGCUGCAGUGUGCACGCGCUUCAUUCUGUGAAGAUCGAGAAUGUGGGCUGCUAG